CGAAAGGCAUGGAUGCUUUUAUUCUGAAGGAACAAAGAAGAAGUUACCUCUACGUGAACCUUAAUCACUUGACGUAGAAGCCAUCUGAUAACCAUGGACGAGUAUCAAACAGAAGAGGAGACUGCGUUCAUCGUAGAAGACGUGAGCAAAAUAAUCAAAGAGUCAGUAGAAGCAGCCAUUGGAGGAAGUACUUACCAGCACAGCCGUGUGAACCAGUGGACGACCAGUGUGGUGGAGCAGUGUCUCAGUCAACUCAGCAAACUGGGAAAACCAUUCAAAUACAUUGUCACCUGUAUCAUCAUGCAGAAAAACGGAGCUGGCCUGCAGACAGCCAGCGCCUGCUUCUGGGACAACUCUACAGACGGAAGCUGUGCAGUGAGAUGGGAGAACAAGUCCAUGUACUGCAUUGUCAGUGUUUUUGGCCUGGCCAUCUGAGACCAUGGAGUAGAGUCUGACCCUGAUUGUAAGACACAGCAUUAAUCCAUGUAAAUAAAUCCAUACAUACUUGUCUAGUACUAACCAAUACAGGACCAGUUAUGAAUACAGGUGUUGUCUCUUAUUGUUUGCAUUAAUUGUAAAUGUCUGACUUUUUUUGUUGUUAUUUUAUAAAUGCUCUAAGAAGA
Molecule: messenger RNA, 623 nt
Organism: Cynoglossus semilaevis (tongue sole)
Lineage: Eukaryota; Metazoa; Chordata; Actinopteri; Pleuronectiformes; Cynoglossidae
Gene: dynlt1b
Product: dynein light chain Tctex-type 1b
Exons: 5
Coding region: 94-435 (113 amino acids)
Biological process (GO): microtubule-based movement
Cellular component (GO): cytoplasmic dynein complex; cytoplasm
Molecular function (GO): dynein intermediate chain binding
Source: RefSeq, a predicted model, not a curated record